This is a messenger RNA of Musa acuminata subsp. malaccensis (wild Malaysian banana), 1694 nucleotides long. RefSeq names its product zinc finger protein 8-like. Gene Ontology annotation, biological process: response to gibberellin; trichome differentiation; trichome morphogenesis. The record is from RefSeq and is a predicted model, not a curated record. NCBI's taxonomy places the organism in Eukaryota, Viridiplantae, Streptophyta, Magnoliopsida, Zingiberales, Musaceae. Gene Ontology annotation, molecular function: DNA-binding transcription factor activity.
UGUGGUGAUGUGAUGGUGUUGUUGGAGCGGUACUUGGUUGUCAAUUGGCGAGCCAAAACCCACCGCCAGCAGCACCAGCAACAGCUGCUGCAGCUAUCGUCAGUCGUCUCCACAAAAGGAGCCUGCAGCCCCAAUUGUCUACCCUCCUCCUCAACCUCGUGCAGAGAAAGGGUGAUGUAGAUGACCAGCAGAUCAGUCUCAACAUCCAAACACCAGGACCAAAGCGAUCGCAGCAGGUCUGGGGAAAAAAGUAGCUAUUUCCGUUACUCUCUCUCUCUCUCUCUUCUUCUUCUUCAUCACUUGCAGCGCGUCCGGUGAAGAGAGAAUGUCCUCUCCACUGACGCGUUCUUCUGUUGCUCUACAUGGUGUCUAUCCAAACUCUUUUUUGCCGUCCUUUCCUUCUGUCUCGAUCUCUCUGCCUCUCCCUUAGACACAGAACCUGAUUACAGUAGUCUUCGAGCCUUAAGGCCAGGAGGGGAACGAGAGAGAGAAAGAAGAGGAGCAGAAGAGCAUAAUCUGCUUCCGCAGCCUCUUUUCUACGUAGGAGACAGUUGCCUGCACUGGCGAAGUCCACAAGAUAAGGCAAAGAUGAACGAGCGCAGCGAGGGACGCGACUUCAUGAGUGUGGACUCCUUCUCGCAGCUCCCGUUCAUCCGCCCGGUCCCCAAGCCUUCCUCCUCCUCCUCCUCCUCCACCUCCGGCAUCCGCCUGUUCGGCAUCGAAGUCCCUCACCAUCCCACCAACGAAGAGGACAACACCGAAAAAGACCACACCACCACCGUCAACGGCGGAGGUGAGAGCGCACGCAAGUUCGAGUGCCACUACUGCUAUCGCCAAUUUCCGACAUCGCAAGCGCUCGGCGGGCACCAAAACGCCCACAAGCGCGAGCGCCAGCACGCGAAGCGGGUUCACAUCCAGUCCGCCGCCCUGGCCGCGAUCCACCACGGUCCGGCAGCCAUCGACGGCCAUCAUCUCUACGGCUUUUUUAAUUACCACCAACCAUUCGGCCCGGUGUUACCCGCAGCCGCCCACUUCGCUGUCGACUCUCCUUCGACGCCGCACUACCCUGCAUGCCACGCCACUAGCGCCGCCAGUGGUAGCUUCGGUGGUUGUUUCUACGGCGGGCUUGGUUCGGCGGCUCAACCCAUCAACGGCAGCCCGUUGCCGGGACUCUGGAAGGCCCCUGGGGUCGUGCAUGGCAGCGCGAGCGUGGGGUUAGUCCAUGGGGACUCUCCGAUGCCUUCACCUACGACAAGACGAGAUCAAGAGCCAAGAAUCGAGGGAAUUGGAGGCAUUAUCUCAGAUGGCAACGAUCGUGGUGCUUCUUCCGCAUCUUCCAAAAGCCAAUUUGCUUACCAGCUGAUGCCCGGCGUGAAGGAGAACGUGAGUUUGGAUUUGCACCUGUGAUCAGUAACACUCUUGUGGGAUUUCGGAUGAUACUAUGGCUUUGUUCUUCCUUAGUUUCUUUCGUCAUGUUGUGGUGUUGCCCAGAGAAGUGGCCAUCCUUUUAUCGUCAGGCAAAGGAAAAAGAAAGAACAGGAAUUCUAUCUCUCAUUUGGACAACACAAUGCAUCAAGAAUUUUCACUGUGAAUCUAUAAACAUAUGAUCUGCAAGAGUGUUGCUCACUCUGUAGAUUUUGAUCCCUGCAAUCUUCAAUCUUUGACUAUAUCCAUGUAACUCUUUAUUAUUUGUC